Epinephelus fuscoguttatus (brown-marbled grouper) is the source of this 2407-nucleotide messenger RNA. It is a transcript of the gene mcmbp, whose product is annotated as minichromosome maintenance complex binding protein. The record is from RefSeq and is a predicted model, not a curated record. Bases 412 to 2316 code for a protein of 634 amino acids. Lineage: Eukaryota; Metazoa; Chordata; Actinopteri; Perciformes; Serranidae. Gene Ontology annotation, molecular function: chromatin binding. Gene Ontology annotation, biological process: DNA-templated DNA replication. The transcript is spliced from 16 exons.
GUUGGUUGUAGGAGAAACAACCACUUUUUCUCACUACUGCCACCUACAGGUUAAACAUAUAACAUACACUGUGACAUUGUAUCCCUUUAAAGGGGCUCAAAUAAGAACACACAAUUUUUUUAAUGAAGAAUAAUUUGUGUAAAGAUUAAAUAUUUUUCUUCUCACUAGACCAACGACUUCAAAUCAAACACCCAGUCCGCUGAAGUACAGUGUGUAUGUUCGCCAGAGUGAUAGCUCCGUGCUCCGGUUGGUUCCUGUACACACAACAAACGAACUACGCUCUCCGGCUGGUGACGCAAAUUUCCCGCCCUCACUUCUGCCAUCCUGUGUGUGCCGAAAGUCAACAAAAUACUGUUUUCACAGAGACUUUACUUUGAUAUAUUUUAUAUUCUUCAGUAUCAGUGGCUAACGAUGCCUUCCACACACGACUGGAUAAACAACCCUCUCGGUGUUGUUGAAGGGAUGUUUGCUGCUUCCCAGAACAAUCCUAGCUCUGGAUGGGAAGCCAAGGCGGUUGAAUUCUUUAAAGAUCAUCUGAAAGAGAAGGACGCUCAUACCUGGGUCCCAUCUUUGAACGAUGUCCCUCUGCACUACCUGAAGCCCAACAGCCUGGUGAAGUUUCGUUGCUUAAUCCAAGACAUGUUUGAUCCUGAGUUCUACAUGGGAGUGUAUGAGACUGUUGAUCCAUCUACAAAGGCUAAAGUGUUGCGAUGUGGGAAGUACAAAGAUGUGACAGAAUGUGGGGUGGAUUUUAACUCCAAAAACAUUGUGACUGCAGAGAGACAGACUUUCUACUGUGUGCCAAUCCCUGGAGAAAAUCCCUGGGUGAAAGAGAGUUAUGCUAGCUCCAGCCAAGCAAGAGUGGUUCCUUCCACCUCGUAUGCACCGACUAGACAGAAACGCAGCUAUGAGGAAGACGAUGACAUGGACGACAUGGACACACAGCCGCAGAAGCAGAGGGAGCCGCAUACUGGUCCUCAAAGUCCCACAGAACAGCACGGCAAUGGUGACUGUAAGCGUCAGGAGACAGAAGCUCCCUCUAGCCAGACGGCAUCUGCCUCUCAUCUCGACCUCAACUUCCCCCUACCAGGAGAGAAAGGGCCCUCCUGCCUAGUUAAGGUGUAUGAGGACUGGGACAGCUUUAAACUAAACGACGCACUAGAGGUCUUUGGGAUCCUUUCUGUCAGCCCUGCUCUCAGCGCUCUGGCUGAUGAGAAAGACGCCUCCUCGUCCCUCCUGGACCCCACGGAGUGUAUGGAGACAGCAGAGGAGCAGAGAGUACACUGCCCGCCAGCCUCGCUCGUUCCCCGCCUCCACAUGCUUUACGCCAGGCCACUGCCACACAACAACCCCCUGCUGCCCUCCGCCACCUUGGAGGACAACAGCGCCUUUUUAUCUUCGACCCUGAGUGAGAUGGCUGCUGUCAGGGAAGAGCUGCUCACAUACUUCACUCACAUCCUUCUGGGAGAUGCCCUGGCUGCUGAGUACCUUAUUCUGCAUCUCAUUUCUAACGUGUACAGUAGACGGGAUGUUCUCCCACUGGGCAAGUUCACCUUGAACCUGAGUGGCUGUCCUACUGUUGCCUCGUACACUGAACGCCUCUAUCAGAUCAUCCAGCAGCUCGUGCCUUCUUCGUACUAUCUGGGCAUGAGCCUCCAGAACAUGAACCAGAUGCGGUUUGUGCCAAAGAAGGACUACGUGGCCAACCGGCUAGUGAGUGGAGCCCUGCAGCUAGCCAGAAACACUUCUCUCUUCCUGGAUGAAACCAAGCUGGAGCAGGGACAGCUGGACACAACAGGUGUGCGUAAUGUCACUGCCCUGGGGAACCUGAUCUCGUGGCAGAAGGUUGAUUAUGACUUUAACUACCACCAGAUGGAAUUCCCCUGCAAUAUUAACGUGCUCAUCGUGUCAGAGGGCCGCUCGCUGCUGCCGUCAGACUGCCAGGUCCACCUACAGUCUCAGGUCACCCCACCCCACAUGGAGGAGUAUCUCAGCAGCAUCCACAUGCAUCCGCAGGCCUCGUCACAGCUGAACAAGUUCAGAAUGUACCUGAGCGUGGCUCGGCUGCUAGACUACAGCAUCUCUGAUGAAGUGACAAAGUCAGUUGAGGAUGACUUUGUAGACAUGAGGAAGGACGACCCCCAGAGCAUAACUGCCGAGGACCUCCACAGGAUGCUCGUUGUGGCGAGGUUGCUGUCUCUGAGCCUGGGACAGACCUCUCUGUCCAGAGACAGCUGGCUGAGAGCCAAACACAUCGAGAUGCUGCGGACGAGCCGGAUGGAGCAGCACAAGUGUGUCAACGGCAACGAGCCAUGAUCACAGAGAUAGAAAACAGAUGGCCUUUGUUUUCCUUUUUGAUACGUAAUAAAAGUUUGUAAUAAAGAUGUUUUUCAUAUGUCAUAGUUGA